CCGGCCUCUGUCACUAGGUGAUGGUGCAGCCAAGAUGGCGGCGGGAGCGUGAGCGGAGGCGGCUCCGCUCCCUGACCCCGGGAGGAGGCAGCGCAGGGAUGAGCCGCGUUCCCGGCCCCGUUUGGUUCCCGUGAAGCUAGCAGGGAGCGGCCGGCGCCCGGGCCAUGGCGGGGAUUAUCAAGAAGCAGAUCCUCAAACACCUCUCCAGCGAUCCCUGCUUGCUGUGGUGGAGUUUGAUUUGCUGUGAAUAUCCUUACUACCAAAAUGAGUGCCAGAAGCUCCUAAGAAACCAUGGGAACUGACCACUUGCUUUCACCAGGAAUAGGGACCUUUUGCCUGAAUUUCGUGCCCUCAGUGUAGAAUCACAAGAAGCUAGAAUUUUUCAUCUGUGAAAGAAAAAGAGAUGCAUCUGGAAUACAGCUGGGCAAUUUUUUUAGCCAAAUAGUUCAUUCAUCAAAAAAUGCAGCGUUGGAUCCACCAAAACUAUUUGUGAAUUUGACACACAUUUGCUUAAGAAUUUCAGCACACCUCUCUUACCUGCCCCUGCCCCCCAAAAAUUCAGGCUAGAUUCACAAGGGUACUUGGGUGCCCUCCUAAAAAAUGGAGGAGGUGGUGGUGCCCCCUUACCCUCUGUAGCCCAAAGAUUAGAUACUUGGGAUGUGGGAGACAUGGGUUUAAGCCCAUAACGUGCCUGAUUUAGAGAAGGAAUUAGAGCUUGGGGGUCUCAUGUUGUUGGUGAGUGCACUAACCACUGAGCUUUGAGGUAUUCUGGGUUAGGGCUCUCUGUCUGUUCUGUUGAAGCUGUUUCACUCUGUAUAAAUUAAAUAUGCAUGAGAGCAGGGACUGGAGCCCAGAUGAGUGUGCUAACCACCAAGCUAUGGACCAGACAGAAAAAAUGACCCUAAUGAAUAUUUAAUUAUUUAUACAGAAUGGAAUAGUUUCAACUGGAGAACUUGAGAGACACACUACUCAGAAUACCCUAUAGCCUAGUGGUUAGGGCAUUGACCUGCAACAUGGAAGACUGUAACAGUUGACCCACCUCUCAAGCACCACCUGUUUCCCAUUUCAGGGCUCCAUAAAUAGACUCCACUAUUCCUGAAUCCUUAAGACAAACAAAAGUAUUACUUUAUUUAUUUAUAUAUAAUUCAAAAAUAACGCUCAGUCCUGGACCUUCUAUCAAAAGAGAAUGCUAGUCUCUCCUCAGCUACUCCCAGGCCUUCCCACUUGGAGUCUUUUGUCUCUAGUACGUCAGUCAGUCCUGGGGCUUUUCCUCUUUUCCCUGGAGGUGAUCCGAGCCUUACAGCUUCACUUUGGUUCUCCCCUGCUUUUUGCAGGCCAGUCCUAGCCCAGCCUGGCUGGAGUCUCAUUCCUCUGGUAUCUCAGACUCUCCUGCAUCAUUCUGCUUUGGCUAUGUCUACACUUGUGAGGGUGUGUAGAGUACAGGUACUGCACAUGUAGCUUCAUGCUAUGAUGAAAGGCUGGCUGUGUCCAGACUAGACACUAAUGUGUCGCUAAAGGCCACAGUGAAAGCACCUCCAGCAAUGCAGGGAGGCAGUGGAACACUAUUCUGCUAAAAAUAGCAGUGUAAACAUGAGAGGUACUGUGUGGGUCUGUAGAGAGCCAUGUAGGGUAUAUAUCAUGGGAAUUCAGGAGUAUAGGGCACUCUGCUCUACUUGCCUAAACUGUGUCUCAUGUCUACACUCCUAUUUAUAGCAGGGUUAGCUGGGCAUGCAGCAUCUGAGCUGUACACGCUGUUAUAAGUUUAGGUGUACCUUAAGCCACAGCUUCCUUCCAUGUUUUGUGCUGCUGUCUCCCCAGUUGUAAGGCCCAGAUGCCUUCCCUUAAGCCCAUUUGGGUGACAGGUAAUAAAUUACAGGUACUUUGGAACCUGUUCACUCUGUUCUGUGACAGACAGCCAAGCUCAAAUCCCUGCUGGCAAAGUGAGAACAUGAAUCUGGGUCUUCCGCAUCUCAGGGCUAUAGGACGUAGGGGCAGCAGCAGCACCACCACCACUAGUUUCUUCCUUCUCGUCUGGUUCACCAAAAACCUGUCACCUGACAAGAUCAAUCUGAGCACGUUAAAGGGGGAAGGUCAGUUGACCAAUUUAGAGUUGGAUGAAGAGGUGCUUCAGAACAUGCUGGAUCUUCCAACAUGGCUUGCUAUAAACAAGGUUUUUUGUAAUAAAGCAGCUAUUAGGAUACCGUGGACAAAAUUGAAAACUCAUCCAAUCAGUCUGUCCCUGGAUAAAGUAAUAAUGGAAAUGAGUACUUGUGAAGAACCACGUGCCCCGAAUGGACCAUCACCUAUAGCAACUGCAUCAGGACAGAGUGAAUAUGGCUUUGCUGAAAAAGUGGUAGAAGGAAUUUCUGUUUCUGUGAACUCCAUUAUAAUCCGGAUUGGAGCGAAAGCUUUUAAUGCUUCAUUUGAACUUUCCCAGUUGAGAAUAUAUAGCGUAAAUGCAAACUGGGAACAUGGUGAUUUAAGAUUUACUCGAAUACAAGAAUCUCAGCGUGGAGAGGUAUUAACUUUCAAAGAGAUCAACUGGCAAAUGAUCAGAAUAGAAGCAGAUGCAAUCCAGAGUUCUCAGCAUGAAAUCAUGAGUGCUCCAGUUCGACUGAUUACUAACCAAUCAAAAAUCAGGGUUACACUUAAAAGAAGGUUAAAGGAUUGCAAUGUAGUGGCAUCAAAACUGGUUCUAAUACUAGAUGAUUUGCUAUGGGUUUUAACUGAUUCCCAGUUGAAAGCUAUGGUACAAUAUGCUAAAUCUCUUAGCGAAGCAAUAGAGAAAUCAACUGAACAAAGAAAAAACUUGGCUUCUGAACCCACACAGAGUUCCACCCCUGCACCCACCUCUCAGCAAGUGAAAACACACCAGGCUUCAGCAGCACCUGAUCAGAAUGAUGCAAUUGUAAAGCUGUUCAGUGAUUUUGAUGUUAAGGAAACUUCUCACCACUUAGUAAUUUCUCAUUUGGACCUGCAUAUAUGUGAUGAUAUUCACUCUAAAGAAAAAGAAUCAAACAGAAGUAUUACAGGAGGAGCUAUGCAGAUUUCCUUUAGCCAAUUAGCUGUGGACUACUAUCCUUUUCACAAAGCAGAAGACAACUGCAGUCACUGGAUGCAUUAUAGUGAUGCCACAAAAAUCAGAAGCGGAUGGGCCCAAGAAUUAUUACAUGAGUUCAAAAGCAAUGUUGAAUUACUUAAACAGGCUGUGAAGGAUCAUAAUAUAGAUACUCCAACUAAAUCCCCGCCUCAUGGUUCUCCUCCAAACAUACAAACAGGCAAGGAACAUCAGAUACCUGGAACUUCUAGGGCUUCUUCUGUAUCUCCCCAACAACCAAAGGAUAAACUCAUGUCCAGUCCUGUUGUUGUUAGACUUGCAGAUUUCAAUAUAUACCAGGUCUCUACAGCAGACCAGUGUCGUUCUUCCCCUAAAACUCUGAUUUCUUGCAAUAAAAAGUCACUUUAUCUUCCACCAGAAAUGUCAGCUAUUCAUAUUGAAUUCACUGAAUACUACUAUCCAGAUGGAAAAGACUAUCCUAUUCCAUGUCCAAACCUUUAUGUGCAACUGAAUGCUCUGCAGUUCACUCUGGAUGAAAGAAGUAUUCUUUGGCUAAAUCAAUUUGCAUUGGAUGUGAAACAAAGUCUCAAUCAGUUCAUGGCCAUGUAUAAAUUAAAUGACAAUUCAAAAUCUGAUGAGCAUGUUGAUGUUAGAGUGGAUGGACUUAUGUUAAAGUUUAUCAUUCCCUCUGAAAAGAAACCUGAAAUCCAUAAAGAUCAGCCACGUGCAAUUUCUAUUCAAAGUUCGGAAAUGAUUGCUACAAACACAAGGCACUCGCCAAACUGUAGACACUCUGACCUGGAAGCCUUGUUCCAGAACUUCAAAGAUUGUGAAUUUUUCAGUAAAACGUUCACCAGCUUUCCCAAAUCUCAUGACAGUUUUAAUCUUCUGCACCCAAUCUUCCAGAGACACGCUCAUGAACAAGAUACUAAGAUGCAUGAUGUUUAUAAAGGUUAUGUCACCCCUAAGCUAAAUAAAUAUGCACUAAAAACAUCUGCUGCCACUGAUGUCUGGGCUGUGCAUUUUUCCCAAUUUUGGAUAGAUUAUGAAGGAAUGAAAAGUGGGAAAGGCCGACCAAUAAGCUUUGUGGAUUCAUUCCCACUCUCCCUUUGGGUUUGCCAGCCAACGAGAUUUGCACAGUCACAAAAGGAACUCUUUUCUUAUUAUCAGACAUCUUUUAACAUUCCAAGAAGUGACUCUAGUGACCUAGCUAAUAGACUUCAGCGCAAAAAACUUUUGAGGGAAUAUUACAGCACUGAGACAGAACCCUUGACCAAUGGGAUUCAAAAGCUUCAUCCUUCAAAUAGCACUUCAGGAGUUCUGUCUGCAAGUUCUUCCUCUGAUGCAGAUGUACAUGUUCUUGUUCAUAUUCAAAAACACGUGAGCAUGCAAAUCAAUCAUUACCAGUUCCAUUUCUUAUUGUUGCUCCAUGACUCCCUUGUAGUGCUCCUGGAAAACCUAAGGAAAGAUGUAGGAGCAGUGACAGGAAAACCUGCACAACAAACAGAUGUCUGCAUUGGGAUCUUACUUGAAAGUGCAGAAAUAGCUCUAUUGCUCCAUCCAGUGGCUCAAGCAAAACCCUGCAAGUCUCCAGUUUUGGAAGAAGAAAGUCUCAUGGCAGAAGAUCUUUCACCUUUGGAAAAUGAGGAAACUCUUGUAUCAGAAAGUAAACUAAUAACUAAUGAUAUAACACAGACUGGUAGUGUGGAUAUUAAUUGUGUAACUGAGUCUACGAGCACUGAGGUUAACAAUGUCAUUUUGAUGGACCCCCUUUUUAAAUCAGAUAGUGAUAUGGAUUUUCACAAGGGAAUAUCAUUUUCAGAUGAUGCAUUGGAUACGUGUUUGGGGAAAACAAAUGAAGGUGAUUGUAGUGGACUUUUUAGUAGGAGUAAUUCAGAACACGUUUGUGUAGCAUUAAGUGACAAAAGUAGCUUGUAUUCUAGGGAUUUGGUGAAUGUUUUAAAUAACAGAGAAGAUUCUAUUGAGUUAUUCACUGAUAAAGAGGAUGACAAAAAUAUUUUUUCAAAUAUGUUAACUGAUCAGAAAAGUGGAACUGAAGGCUCUCCUGUUAAAGUGGCAGACUUAGAACCAGAAACAGCCUUACAAUCUGAAGAGCUUGAAAUCAACAAAGAAAAAUUGUCUACCGUUAGAAUGCUUGCAACCCAGUCUACAUUAAGUGGAAAGCCUAAGGAACGCUGCCAGUCCAACCUCCCUGCAUUCUCUGUUUCUUAUAAGAACAUGAAGAGAAGUCCAUCACAAGUCUCUUUGGAUACUAUUUCUAUUGAUAGUAUGAUGUUAGAAGAACAUUUGCUAGAGAGUGAUGGAAGUGACAGCCAAAGCUUUAUGGAGAAAGCUAUCACAGGCAUGAAUUACCAAAGGCCAGCAGAAAGCAUGCAAGAUGAAGUCACAGGAGUUGACAAUUAUGGUGGGUCAUCUCCAGAUGCCAUCAGUGCAGCUUCAGAGAGUGCUCAAGAGACUAAUGAAGAAAUGAUGUCUGUUGUGGUUUUUAAAAUCUUCGGCGUUAAUGGUGAAAUUGACAUCAAAGGUGAAGACACAGAAGUAUGCCUUCAGGUGAAUCAGGUGAUACCAAGCCAGUUGGGCAAUAUCAGUGUUCGACAUUAUCUUUGCAACAGAACUGUGGGUUCAGAUCAUAAAUCUGUGGCUGGACCAAUUAAGUCAUCACCUGAAAUUAAUUUGAGAUGGGAAAAUGGGCCAAGUGCUGUAGUACACUCUCUGCUGGCUGUAAAAAAUGGCUUUCUACAGUGUCAUGUAGAGAAUUUUAGUGCUGAAUUCCUAACAUCUUCCCUCACGAACAUUCAGCAUUUUCUAGAAGAUGAAACUGUUGCAGCAGUAAUGCCUAUGAAGAUCAAAGUUUCUAAUACAAGGAUUAAUUUAAAAGAUGACAGCCCACGUGAUAAUCUCUCAGCUCCUGAACCAGCCCCUGUAACACUGCAUAUUGACCUACUUUUGUUAGAGAGGAAUGACGAUGGCUCUUUUUGCAUCAGAGAUAAUCAACCACUAAGCAAUGAUGUGUUGAACUACAAGAAAUCGAGUGCUACAGUGCAGCAAGUGGGUGGCGUUACCAGAAACAGAAUGCAGGAUUAUGUGUCUCAAGCCACACAGACUUCUCCAGAAAUCCCCAGACCUUCUACAUCAAGAUGGGCUACAGCUGACUUCCUCAGAGAGGAGCUUAUUGAAGAAAACGAGUGUCUUAAACAGGAACUAGCCAAGGCUAAAAUGGCUCUGGCUGAGGUCCACAUGGAAAAAGACACACUGCUUCAUCAUAUAAAGAGGAUGUCUAUUGAACAUCAACAGUAGUGGAUAAUAUGUUCCAAAGAUUGCACUGAAGUAAGAAGAGAUGUAUUUAAAUACUGUUGUGAAUUAGUGGAAGAGUCUUUUGACACAAGCAUAGAACAAUGUAUUUGUGGAAUAAAUACUAUUCAGAGAAUUUACAAAGGAUUAGGAUUAGACACUGCAAUUCUGUUUUUCUGUUUAGCCCUGUUUAAACUGCAGUGAUGCAGGAAAAAUCAUUUUAUACUGUACUUUACUAAUUUUCCUAAGAACAAGGAUAUGUUUCUCUUAAUUUUAAUAAUAUUGGAGGAAAUGUUAUUUGGGGAACAGAUCUGAUGAUGAGGUAGUUCAAUGGGCAAGGGAAGAUGUUUACAUGAGUAAUUGAGUAAAAUGUGUGCCAUUCAUCAUUGAUAUAUGGUAUCUUUAUUCGCUAAGAUUAAAUGAUUUUACUGUUAACAUAUUUUAAAGGAGAUUACAUUUGCACUAUAAACUGAAUGGAUCCCAUUCUGUGACCAUUAAAACUUAAUAUAAUUGGCCUCAAACUGGCCUAAAGUCAGUGUAACUGGCCCAGGCAGGAUCACCAAGUUUAAGAGUAAUCUUCCUGUGGCAUAGAGACUUACACUGCUCUCUUCCACUGCUGGUAUACCUGAAUAAAGGAUUGGGACCUUAGGACAAGGAUCAUAGUAUUGGAUACCCCUACCAGGUGAGUCCUUAGCUUUAUUUUGGGUAUUACAGUCUGGUGUAAUUCAGAUCAUCACUUAAACUGUUCUCCCCCAGGCAGAAGGACUUGUCAUGCACAGAGACAGCAACGGAUCAGGGGUCGGUGCAAGAUGAGCUUUAGCCAUCUUUACACACCCCUGACCCACAUGCUGCAUGGAUCAGCCAUGCCUAAUGUAUUUAAAUAUGUAACCGUUCAUUUGUUAAAACAAAAACUUACUAGGAUUCAUAAAUUGUAUAUUACUGUGUUUGAAAAAAACUUUAGAAAAUCAUUAAUUACCCUGUUGAACUUGUGAAGUUACAUGAAAGUGUAAUUAUGCAGUUUAAACUGUGGGUGAUUUGUAUAAAUUGAACUAUAAUUUUCAGCUAAAAGAACUGAUACAAAUGUAUAAAUAAAAAAGCACAGAAUACAGA
This is a messenger RNA of Chelonoidis abingdonii (Abingdon island giant tortoise), 7480 nucleotides long. RefSeq names its product bridge-like lipid transfer protein family member 3B (gene BLTP3B). The record is from RefSeq and is a predicted model, not a curated record. NCBI's taxonomy places the organism in Eukaryota, Metazoa, Chordata, Testudines, Testudinidae.